Letharia columbiana is the source of this 1485-nucleotide messenger RNA. RefSeq lists its product as uncharacterized. The transcript has 6 exons. Lineage: Eukaryota; Fungi; Ascomycota; Lecanoromycetes; Lecanorales; Parmeliaceae. Bases 1 to 1485 code for a protein of 494 amino acids. The record is from RefSeq and is a predicted model, not a curated record.
AUGAAUACAGGAGAGCUUGUAGACUGCCCGUUUUGUGGUUUCACUGAUCAUGAUCACUACUUCCUUCUACAGCACGUUGAGACCGUACAUCCUGAAGGCGGCCGCCCUUCUCCUUUCGCUGCCAGAGAGGAUCUCGCACACCGAGUUGAGCCUCCCGCCGAAGAAACGGAAGGCGCGAGCGACAUUUCCUCUGAGUACAUCGAAUGCCAGUGUGGCGAAUUCUGUCUUUUCACGGAAUUCGAAAGCCACUUGGAUAUGCACUAUGCCGAAGGCAUGGGCGUCGACGAGACCUCAAAGACCCAAGCUAAUGUAGCCGCGCCAGGAUCCACUCUUGAUCCCGGCAAAGCCCCGUCCCCUCAAAUGGACUUUCCUUCACCUACUUCUCUCCAUAUUGUACCAUCUGGCCCGAGUCGACCCAUUCCAACCAGAUCCGUGGUAGACCGUUCUCACUGUAGCACAGGCCGGAAGAGUGGUAACGCUGUUCGAGAUUUCAUUGAUGCCUUAUGCCAUUCAACAUCGCCGCCAUCCAGGAAGUCUUCUCAAGCAACUUGCAAUAGAUUCCCUCGAAGACUAGGUAGAGCUGAGUUGGGCCCUCAUGCUCACGAAGAACAAAUGCCAGAUUGGCUACGCAAGGAGCUUGAGAUUGGCGCAAAAGUUAAGGUUACCAAUCAGAUUACUCCGGAUGGCCGACUGUUGCGAAUAGAGAAUGUUGCCAACGAAGUUCGAGGCGUCAUCUCAGUCAUCGCGCAACUCUGUGAGCAGGAUCCUGCCGUCUCCAGGGCCUAUCUUUGCCAUUCUGACGUCAUGCAUGUCGUCAAGUUGGCCAAAGAAGGUGGAUUCUGUGGCUAUCGAAAUAUACAGAUGAUGAUAUCUUACAUCCAGGACGCGCGAUCAGAGGGUCAUCGACAUUUUCAAGGGAGACUUCCCUCCAUCAUUCAAAUUCAAGACAUGAUUGAAAGUGCAUGGGAUCGAGGUUUCAAUUCACUCGGUAGAAUCGAGACGGGCGGUAUUCGAGGAACGAGGAAAUAUAUCGGCACACCGGAGGCUCAAGCGCUACUACAGAAUUUAGGCAUUGGAUGCUCGGCGGAUGCCUUUAAUGAGGGCCAAGAGCUACCAACUCAUGAGCGUCUGCUAGAAGCCGUUGAGCGGUACUUUCUUGCAUCUUGUCCAUCACCAACUUCGUCCCAUAAAGUUUUCCGAACGUCACUGCCUCCUAUAUAUUUUCAACACCCAGGCCAUUCAAUGACAAUCGUGGGCUUCGAGAGGCGGAAUAACGGAUCUUGCAAUUUGCUAGUCCUUGACCCAAUGUUCAAGCCGUCUCCAGGCGUCAGCCGUUUCAUCGGAGUCCAAUUUCGCACGGCAGCACCUGAAAAACUACUUAAGGCCUAUCGCAGAGGCUCAUCCUAUCUCCGCAAGUACUCAACAUUUGAGAUCUUGAAGCUAGCAUCACGUGCACCGGAAAGAGCAGGAUGGCGCGGCUUAUGA